Molecule: messenger RNA, 852 nt
Organism: Baudoinia panamericana UAMH 10762
Lineage: Eukaryota; Fungi; Ascomycota; Dothideomycetes; Mycosphaerellales; Teratosphaeriaceae
Exons: 1
Coding region: 1-852 (283 amino acids)
Molecular function (GO): oxidoreductase activity
Source: RefSeq, a predicted model, not a curated record
AUGUCGUCCACACUCAACAUCGACUCGACGCUCAAGCUCCCGACAGGUCACAAGCUUCCCAUUCUAGGCUUCGGUGUUUGGGACAGCCCUACAGACCUCACAGUCAAGUCGUGUCUGGAAGCACUGAAGGUCGGCUACAGACACAUCGACACUGCGCAAGGAUAUAGCAACGAGGCAGAGGUUGGCGAGGCGGUCAAGAAGUCAGACCUCCCUCGGGAGAAGAUCUUCAUCACCAGCAAGAUAUGGGAAGCUGCAGCAGACGUCCCAUCAACGUACGACAAGUGUUUGGGAAGUGUCACGAAAAUUGCUGGCGACGAUGGCUAUCUAGACCUUAUGCUCAUACACAACGCUGCCGUAGGAGCAGAGCCAAGGAAGAAGAUGUGGCUCGCGAUGGAGAAGCUGCACGAAGAGGGCAAGUUCAAGAGCAUUGGCGUGUCCAACUACGGCAUUGGGCAUCUUGAGGACUUGAAGAGCUAUGCCAAAGUCUGGCCACCUGCUGUCAACCAGCUUGAGCUCCACCCAUGGCUACAGCAGCGGGAAGUGGUGGAGUACUGCAAGAAGAAUGGGAUCGUUGUUGAAGCGUACUGCCCUAUUGUGCGGAACCAGAAGGCCAAUGACCCGACAUUGAAUGAGAUCGCAAAAUCGCAUGGCAAGACGCCUACCCAGGUACUCAUACGGUACUGCAUAGACAAGGGUUGGUCGCCGUUACCGAAAAGUGACAAUCCUGGACGUAUAGCACAGAAUGCCGACGUUUUCGACUUUGCUUUGUCGAAAGAAGAUAUUGAGAAACUGGAUGCGCAACCGCAGGAGAAGCCUUUGGUGCUUGCGGUAGACAACGAGUCAAGAUCAUGA